UAGGCUCUUUUUUUCUUCGGUCUUUGUCUGACACGUUGUCGAGGCAAAGUUGCUGCUGAAAUUUUUGCAUUAAUUUAAAGUGCAAAACACAAAAUGGGUUUCGUCAAAGUAGUCAAGAACAAGCAGUACUUCAAGCGCUACCAGGUUAAAUUCCGUAGGCGUCGUGAGGGUAAAACCGAUUACUAUGCCAGGAAGCGCUUGACUUUCCAGGAUAAGAACAAGUACAACACGCCCAAGUACCGUUUGAUCGUGCGUUUGUCCAACAAGGACAUUACUGUACAGAUCGCAUAUGCCCGCAUCGAGGGUGAUCGUGUUGUGUGCGCCGCCUACUCCCAUGAGUUGCCCAAGUAUGGCGUCCAGGUCGGUUUGACCAACUACGCCGCUGCCUACUGCACUGGUCUGCUGGUGGCACGUCGUGUGCUCAACAAGUUGGGUCUGGACUCGCUCUAUGCCGGAUGCACUGAGGUGACUGGUGAGGAGUUCAACGUUGAGCCUGUGGACGAUGGACCAGGUGCCUUCCGUUGUUACUUGGAUGUGGGUCUGGCUCGCACCACCACCGGUGCCCGUGUUUUCGGUGCCAUGAAGGGCGCUGUUGAUGGCGGUCUGAACAUCCCUCAUUCGGUGAAGCGUUUCCCCGGCUACUCCGCUGAGAGCAAGAGCUUCAAUGCCGAUGUUCACCGUGCCCAUAUCUUUGGCCAACAUGUGGCUGAUUAUAUGCGCACUCUGGAAGAGGAAGAUGAGGAGAGCUUCAAGCGCCAGUUCAGCCGCUACAUCAAGUUGGGCAUCCGUGCUGAUGAUCUUGAGGAUAUCUACAAGAAAGCCCACCAGGCCAUUCGUAACGACCCCACCCACAAGGUCGCCGCCAAGAAGGCAGCUGGCGUUACGAAGAAGAGGUGGAAUGCUAAGAAACUCACAAACGAGCAGCGCAAGACCAAGAUUGCAGCCCACAAGGCCGCCUAUGUGGCCAAGCUUCAGUCGGAGACUGAUGCCUAAGUCUGCAUUUAAGGGAAUUAUGCUGCUCUGUUUGUAUUGGGUGUGAAAAGAAGAGAAAAUAAAUAACAAAACAAAUAUGUCCUGCAUAAUUUGUAAGUUUCUAUUAAACAAAAAACAGAAAACAACAAAA
This is a messenger RNA of Drosophila willistoni, 1123 nucleotides long. RefSeq names its product 60S ribosomal protein L5 (gene RpL5). Gene Ontology annotation, molecular function: structural constituent of ribosome; 5S rRNA binding. The record is from RefSeq and is a predicted model, not a curated record. The coding region runs from base 94 to 993 and encodes 299 amino acids. Gene Ontology annotation, cellular component: ribosome; cytosolic large ribosomal subunit. Lineage: Eukaryota; Metazoa; Arthropoda; Insecta; Diptera; Drosophilidae. The transcript is spliced from 4 exons. Gene Ontology annotation, biological process: translation; ribosomal large subunit assembly.